Messenger RNA from Oreochromis aureus, 628 nucleotides. RefSeq names its product excitatory amino acid transporter 3-like. Gene Ontology annotation, molecular function: neutral L-amino acid transmembrane transporter activity; glutamate:sodium symporter activity; L-glutamate transmembrane transporter activity. NCBI's taxonomy places the organism in Eukaryota, Metazoa, Chordata, Actinopteri, Cichliformes, Cichlidae. Gene Ontology annotation, cellular component: plasma membrane. Gene Ontology annotation, biological process: L-glutamate transmembrane transport. The record is from RefSeq and is a predicted model, not a curated record. The transcript has 4 exons. The annotation marks the transcript as partial.
GUCGCUAAAAGUCAGAUUUCUGAGGCUAGCUAUCACCUAUUCAUUUUCUGUUCAUUAUAUUCAUUAUUUAUUUAUCGAAAUUGUUUCUUAACCUUGUUCAUAAUUAUUUAGUUAUAACUUAUUUUAUAACUGCGUGAUUAUUAGUCAGCGAAUGUCGCUUUGUCUAAUUGUUAGCUAACUGUGCGGCAGAAAAAUGGCGACUAAUGGUCGUGAGGAGGAAAGCGCCGCUGCCGCUGCCGAUGCUGCGAUCUGGAGGCAAAGGCUGCUCAAAUGCUGGAACUUUGUCCUGGUCAACAAGUUUUUGUUUCUAAGUCUGUUGGGGGUUGCUGGUGGUGUCAUUCUGGGCUUGAUUCUGAAGACCUACACACAUUUAACUUCAGUCACCCGGCACUACAUCGGCUUUCCUGGAGAAAUACUCAUGCGGAUGCUUCAGGUGGUUACCGUUCCUCUUAUUGUAACCAGUGUGGUUGUUGGUGUUUCUGGUCUAACUGUCAGAGCAUCCAGAAGAAUUGCCAUUCGUGCAGUUAUAUAUAUUAUGUCAAGCUCACUGAUAGCUGUGAUCACAGGAAUGAUAUUGGUCGUGAUUAUCAAGCCAGGAGUCAUGACCAUUACUGAACAUGGCAACGAU